Molecule: messenger RNA, 2400 nt
Organism: Yarrowia lipolytica CLIB122
Lineage: Eukaryota; Fungi; Ascomycota; Dipodascomycetes; Dipodascales
Biological process (GO): mRNA 3'-end processing by stem-loop binding and cleavage
Cellular component (GO): mRNA cleavage and polyadenylation specificity factor complex
Molecular function (GO): RNA binding
Source: RefSeq, a predicted model, not a curated record
AUGCUCAAUCUUGAGCCCAUUGGAAAAUCGACAUUGCUGUCGUUCGGUGAGACACGUGUUCUCAUUGACUUUGCUCUUGAUUCGCAAGAAGCCGCCGAGCGAGGAGAUAGCUUCUUUGAGACUCUCAAUCUCGUGCUCUUCACACACGCCAAUGCAGCUCACCUGGGAGCAUAUGCUCUUGCUUGCAAGUUGUAUCCUGCCCUGGCGGCUGUUCCGGCCUAUGGAACGCUUCCGGUGAUCAAUAUGGGCCGAAUCGCCACUCUGGAGGCCUACAGAAGCCAGGGACUACUUUCAUCAGAACACAUCACAGCCACGGAGAUCGAAAUCAUCUUUGACAACAUUACAUCCAUCAAGUACCUGCAACCGAUUGGUAUUGGGGUGCGAAGCAAGGGGGAGGUGGCAACGACGGCUACGGAGGAUGGAAACAGCACUGAACUGACGACUACACAGGUGACUACACAUGAGACGUUAACCAUCACGGCUUUCAACUCGGGUCACUCGUUGGGUGGAACUAUUUGGAGACUUCAACAUCAACAAGACAAUGUGGUGUAUGCUGUUGACUGGAAUCACGCUAAGGACUCGCAUUUGUCUGGAGCUGCGUUUCUACAAAAGGGAGGCCAGAUCGUCAGUGCUCUGCAUAGACCCACAGUCAUGGUUUGUGGUAGUCAGACUGGUCUGAGGCUCAAGCGACGAGACAUUCUGCUGUGGAGCAGUAUCCAAAAAGCUUUGAAACGGGGAGGAUCAGUUCUGUUGCCUACUUCUGUGGGUUCACGUGUUCUGGAGGUGAUCCACAUGCUGGAUGAUCUAUGGACCAACAAUCAGAACAGUCAGCAAGGAGUCACCCUGGUUCUGCUUACUCAUCUGGGUGCUCGACUUCUGGAGUACGCUUCUUCGAUGCUGGAGUGGAUGUCUCCAUCUAUCAUUGCCGAGUGGGAGAAGAAGAACGAGUCUCCCUUUCAGACCCGCAAUUUCAAAAUUGUGCAUUCUAUGGACCAGUUUGACAAGGUGGUCAAGGGUGGAAACGGCCAGUUUGUCGUUGUUUCUGUGGGAGAAGAUCUGGAGUCUGGUUUCUCGAGAUUGCUGUUCAACCGGCUGGCUAGUGACGAACGAAACAGUGUUUUGUUUACAGAGAGAAGUGAGGGUAAUUCUCUGGCUACAGAGCUGCAGGACAAGUGGGAGAAGACGGAAAGAGAUGGAAACUCCGCGAAGAUGGACUUCCAAACAACCCUCAAGAUGCCUACUUACACUCCUCUGUCCGAAGCCGAAAUGAAGGAAUACAGGACGACCGUGGAGAGUCAACAGAAGGAUCUACAAAUGGUCAAGGCGAUGGAGCUGCGUAACAAGGAGCUUCUUGAGGAGGCCGAAGCCGAGGAGAUGAUGGACUCUUCAGACGAUGAAGAUGUAUCUCGAAUGCAAGGAUCUGGUCAGGAGUAUGGUUUCUUACACGGAACAGUGCUCGAUGUGGACGUCAGAGACGCUGUUGGGUCGUUGCGAAACUUUCCAUUCUAUCAGAAGCGUCAACGAGUGUCUGAAUACGGUAUUCCUAUCCAUCCGUCCGACUUUGCACGUGUGGAGGAACGACCCGAAGUUGCAUGGAAGGAGCGAGAUCGAAAUGAAUUUGACAGUGACGAGCCUCGAAAGCGACAGAGACGACGAACAAAGGCUGCUGCCGAGGAGCAGGAAGAACGGGUGGUGGAAGAUGCAGACGAUGCACCUGAGACUAUCACUUCCCUUGAUAAUCAGCCCAUUAGAGUUAGCUACGAAGAUGUGGAUCUCAACAUUAUCUGUCACGUUGACUUCGUCGAUCUCUCUGGUCGUAUUGAUGAGCGAUCCCUCGGUAUGAUUAUGCAUUCUAUUCAUCCCAAGAAGCUUCUUCUUUUGGACGAUUCUCGACGAGCUGAUGAUCUCUGUUCAUAUCUCAAGCGAGAAGACGACACAGACGUUCAUGUGCUUCGAGGACUUACUACUGCCGGCACGCAUUCAUUUGCAGUUGAUAUCCAGCUCACCCCUGAGCUGUCUCGCCUGCUCAAUUGGCAGCAACUUUCCGGCGGCCUGUCUUUGGCCCAUGUGGUGGGUAAGGUUGCCAAGAACGAAGAUAAGUCGGAAGACACGCCCCUAGCUGCAUUGGCUCUGCAACCCAUUGUCGAUGCUGCCGAUCUGGCAGUUGCUCCUCGAAUUGAGCCUCUUCGAGUUGGCGAUAUUCGUCUCGCGGAGCUCAAACAGGCCCUGGGCAAGUUGGGAUUCCGAGCCGUCUUCCAAGCUGGAGGAGUGUUGGUGGUUGAUGGCAAGGUUAGCAUUCGCAAAGUGGACGAGUCUAAUCUGGUGGUUGAUGGUGGAAUUGGUUCUGAUUUCUACGCCAUCAAGGAGGUGGUUCGGGCUCAAUUGGCUCAGAUUGGUUAG